This is a messenger RNA of Cryphonectria parasitica EP155, 2154 nucleotides long. RefSeq lists its product as uncharacterized. Lineage: Eukaryota; Fungi; Ascomycota; Sordariomycetes; Diaporthales; Cryphonectriaceae. Gene Ontology annotation, molecular function: GTP binding; GTPase activity; GDP binding. Gene Ontology annotation, biological process: signal transduction. The record is from RefSeq and is a predicted model, not a curated record. The transcript has 2 exons. The coding region runs from base 1 to 2154 and encodes 717 amino acids. Gene Ontology annotation, cellular component: plasma membrane.
AUGCCCAACAUGAACCAAGACUUAUGGUGGUCCUCAUCCCCCAGUGCCACAGGCUGGUCCUCCCAGUUACACCCUCUCUCCGAAUUACCCGACAUGCCCGUCCCCAGACCCACAGAGGACAUACACAUCGCCCUGCUAGGUGCACAAGACACAGGAAAGACGAAGCUGCAGCUACGCUACACCCUCCGGCAGUUCGUCGGCGUGGAAGGAACUCAAAUGGCGUGUCUGCUGGGCGGUCGCAAGCACGUCAGCCUCGCUGAUGGGACGGACGUACACCUCGUCCUACACGAGUUGCUUCCCUUCCGAGGAGAACGACGACAACGAGGAGGACGAGGUAGAACGACGGAUGCGAGGCUGUUGGAGCAGGUGGACGCGGUGAUGCUCAUUUUCGAUCCUUCGUCUAGGGCGUCGUUUGAGUGGAUCGUUGACGGGUGGGCUCGCGAGGAUGCGGUGCGCUUGGGCAACAAACAACAGGUCAUUUACGAUGACGCCGUCGGACAACUUGCUGAUGAGUCGCGUCCUGCGGUGAUGCUGGACUCCUUCUCCAAGACAUUGCCAACCCCGCCUGAUGAUGACGCUGGGGGAAAGUACAGAGCCGACGAAGUUGAGAAAACCGUGAAGCAUGACAGCGUCAUGGCCUCGCAGUCUACCUCGAGAAGCUCGAGCAUAUACAGCCAGACAACACCCCCUGUCCCCGUUACCACGGUCGACACACAGCGUGAGCUCGAAGUUGCUUAUACACUUACGAAGCUCACGAACCCAGACGAUGGCGACGAUAACAAUACCAGCAGCCGAGACCCAACUAUUCCUUGGAGUGAUAGUAUACCGCUCCAACCACACCAGGUAUCUGAGCUGCCAGUGCUGGUCAUCGCCACCCAGGCCGACAAACUGAAAGACCACGGCGGGCCGCUGGAGAGACAGGUCACGGCAGAAGAAGCCCAGAGGCUAGCUCACAGCUUGGGCCCCAGUGGCUGCGGCGGCGACGCAUACAUCGAGGUCUCGGCCAAGACGGGCGCCAACAUCGACGAGGCGUAUGGGCUCAUCGUCGAGAGGGUCCUGGCGAAGCGUCGGGAGCGCCAGGAAGCUGCUGCUGCUGCUGCUGCUGCCACUACCAACCACGCCGCUGGUCUUGGGGAUGUACAGGCGAAGGAGGAAGGACGGCAUAUGGGGGUGGCGGGUGUGCAAAAAAGGACCAAGGCUAAAAGGAGGUCGUGCGUGCCGCCUUGCUGGGCUGAAAGGUGGCGUGGUGUGGUGGCUGGCUUGCCGUCGUGGCGGAACGUCUCGGGGGUGCUGUCGAGGCUGUUCACGACAGGCGGCGCUGGUGCUGGGUUGGGUGAUGUUCAUGUCGACGUGUCAAGGGUUGAGGACGUGUGGUGGGAUAAGAAAACCACAGUGAGAAGUCCCAGGAGGAUACAUCUGUCCAGGGACAAUUCUGGUCGCUUGAGGAGCAGAUACGAGUCCGAGCUGCCUCUGGCGCCACCGCGGCGGGGCAUGUCUCUCGAGAGGAGGCAUAAGAGGGCGAGCACAAUGCUCAGCGCACGGAGCAUACCACAUGAGCCUGCGAAGAGCAACCCUCCUCCUCCUCCUCCUCGUCGUCGUCCCGAUGCUAUCACCAAGUCGACAGAACUAGAAAGGCUCGAGGAAGCGAGAAAAGACAGCCUCACAAUCCCACCAGCACUCCUCCAGAUGCCGACGGCCCUGGAGAGAAGGGAGCAGCCCGCUUUCCUCGCGAGCCCGCUGCGUGGUCCUUCCAACGCGUCUGCAGGUGGCGGCCUGGGCCGCCUGGCCAGGAGCUCGCUUGCCCUCCGCAGGGCAGCCAGGCUGAUGGAGGCCAAGCCCAGGUUCACCAUGAUCGACAUACCCGUCGUCAAAAACACCGACAACACCAAGUGUGCAGUUCGCGGCACCACCACAGUGAUCCAGCUCCCAGAGUCGCCCUUGUCCUCGCAUCCUCUGCCUCCUCCUCUCCCUCAGUAUGCCCCUCGCCAUUUUCAGACGAACAAACACCGCAGCGGCGGACGACAAGUACCACUCUCCCACCAGAACAGUCAUGAGUCCACACCGCGUUUCCUCUUAGAGCCCGCCGCCGCCAUAGUCUCGUGGCUUGACUGCCUGCGAGAAAUUGGAAAUUCUCUAGACAUUGCGAUGCAAUGA